AUGGCAUCUUCACGUCCUCCACCGUCAAAAUCCAUCGAUCUCGACUUAACUAUCAUCUCCGCCAAACACCUCAAAAACGUCAACUGGAAAACCGGCGAUCUCAAACCCUAUGUCGUCUUCUGGCUCGAUCCUGACCGUCGUCUCGCCACCAAAUCCGACGAUUCCGGUAACACCUCCCCCGUCUGGAACGAACGUUUCACCCUCCCUCUCUCUCUUCCUCUUCAAGAUUCCACCCUCACCCUUGAAAUCUUCCAUUCCAAACCCUCCGAUACCCCUAAACCCCUCGUCGCUACCCUCCGUCUUCCCCUCAAAGACCUUCCUGACCUUCAUCACUCCACAAUCGUCAAGAAAUUCUCCGUCGUUCGACCAUCGGGUCGACCGCAGGGGAAAAUUCAUCUCAAAAUUAGCCUCCUUGGCCGCUCUCCUCCUCCGCCAUCGCCACCGAUAUCACAAAUGUUUGAUUAUAACAACACAAUCCCUAAUCCUCACCCUAACCCUAACCCUAAUUCUUCAAAUCCUUCCUUUGUUUAUUACAGAGGAAACUCUUCUUCUGCACCUUCUCCACCACCUUCACCUUCACCUUACAAUUACUACACCAAUUACUCUGAUAAUAACUAUUCUGGUGGCAGUUACUUUCCUGGCUAUUAUCCUGGUGGUGCUUAUCCACCGCCGCCGCGGCCUUUCUUUGAACGUACUGGAAGUUAUGCUGCUGCUGCUGGACCGAGUGGACCGUCUGCGCCGCUUGAAUAUUCAUCCUCGUUUGAUCCAAGGCCAAAAGGCGGUAAAAUGGGCUUAGGAGCUGGGCUGGCUGUUGGUGCUGCUGCUGGGGCGCUGGGUGGACUUUCUCUGGAAGAAGGGAUGAAGUAUGAAGAGCGCAGGCUUGCGGAUAUGGUUGAAAGUGAUGUUGCUUCUGCGAGGGAUGAUUAUGGAGAUGCACAUUACCGAGAUUAUUGA
Medicago truncatula (barrel medic) is the source of this 954-nucleotide messenger RNA. Its product is annotated as translation initiation factor IF-2. The record is from RefSeq and is a predicted model, not a curated record. The transcript has a single exon. Bases 1 to 954 code for a protein of 317 amino acids. NCBI's taxonomy places the organism in Eukaryota, Viridiplantae, Streptophyta, Magnoliopsida, Fabales, Fabaceae. Gene Ontology annotation, biological process: defense response.